Lactuca virosa is the source of this 1053-nucleotide messenger RNA. The record is from the annotation of a GenBank genome assembly. Lineage: Eukaryota; Viridiplantae; Streptophyta; Magnoliopsida; Asterales; Asteraceae.
AUGUCUUUCUCCUCAUCUUUCCGUCUGUUCUUCGCCAAAUUCCCAACUUCUUCCCCAAUUUUCAAAUCCCUAAUUCCUCCUACUUUCCUACUUUCACCACCGAAGAAUCUUGUACCUAUCAAAACGAUAACAAUCCAAUCGAUACCCACAAGACUAUCUCCCGCGAAUUCGACUUCACCGUCUUCAUCGGACCAGAACACCCUCCAACCCAUAGAAGAACUCCCCAAAAAGCUGCAAGAAAUCGUCAAUCUCUUCCAAUCCGUACAGGAUCCAAGAGCCAAAUACGAGCAGUUAUUAUUCUAUGGCAAAAAGCUUCAGCCCCUUGAAGACCAAUUCAAGACUAACGAAAACAAGGUCAUAGGUUGCGUUUCUCAGGUCUGGUUACGAGCCUAUUUCGAUUCCAGCAAUAAAAAUGUGAUCUUUGAAGCUGAUUCCGAUUCCGUACUCACUAAGGGUUUAGCAGCUUUACUGGUUCAAGGUCUGUCUGGUCACCCAGUUCAAGAAAUUUUAAGGGUUUCCCCCGAUUUCAUUGUUCAUUUGGGUUUGCAACAGAGUUUGACACCUUCUAGAAACAAUGGGUUUUUGAAUAUGUUGAAAUUAAUGCAAAAAAAGGCCUUGACUUUAUAUGUAGAAGCUGAGAAAGGGAUUGAAUCAUCAACCCAGAUUCAAACCCCCAUCAAAGAACUGGAAUCUGAUUCAAAAAUUGAGAAGCCUGUUGAGAAUUCGAAUAUUGAUGAAUCAAAAUCCGAUGGUGAUUCAAAAAGUGAGAACCCUAAUGGUGUUUUGGGAAGUAGAGGACAGAGGAUAUCAGAGAUUUUAAAGAGGGAGCUUAAACCGAUCGAAUUGGAGGUCAAAGAUGUAUCAUAUCAGCAUGCUGGACAUGCAGGUGUGAGGGGUAGUAAUGGGGAGACACAUUUUAAUUUGAAAGUGGUUUCAAAGGAGUUCGAAGGGAAGAGUAUGGUUAAGAGGCAUCGACUUAUAUAUUCUUUAUUGGAAGAAGAGUUACAGAGUGGAUUACAUGCUUUAUCGAUCGAAGCCAAGACACCUAAUUAA